AUCAAUUAAUCGCGUUUCUGAAAUUUGUUCCUUAUUGAUCCGACCAAAAUUCGGAAUACGUAUUCAACCCUACAGAUAAACGGUCUAUAGAUAGAUAUGGGAAAGACAGUGAAGAGUAGUAACAAUGGUGAUGGCCUCCGUCAGGCGGUCAACAAUGCCUUGGAAAGGCACUUGUUCAAUAUCCCGUCGUUCAAGAUUUAUGGUGGUGCCGCCGGCUUGUAUGAUUAUGGCCCUCCUGGUGCCACCCUCCUUGAUAAUGUCCUCUCCUUAUGGCGCCAACAUUUCGUGUUGGAGGAGAAUAUGCUACAAGUAAAAUGUCCUAGUGUGACUCCAGAAAUUGUCUUGAAAGCUUCUGGUCAUGUAGAUAAAUUUACAGAUCUCAAGGUCGAAGAUAUGAAGACCGGAAAAAGUUAUAGAGCUGAUCACCUGCUUAAAGAUUAUUGUGAGGAUACGCUCAAGAAGGAUCGGUCCAUAAUUAGUGAUGAGAAGGCUGCUGAAUUGAAUAAAAUUUGUGCAGUACUAGAUGAUCUUUCUGCUGAUCAACUUGGUGCCAUGAUUAAGAAGUAUGAGAUAAUGGCACCGGAAACCAAGAACUCACUUUCAGAUCCUGUUGAGUUUAAUCUUAUGUUUAAGACUUCUAUUGGUCCUUCAAGUGAGACCAUUGGGUACAUGCGUCCUGAAACAGCACAAGGCAUAUUCGUGAACUUCAAUUAUUUAUACUAUUACAAGCGAAACAAGCUUCCAUUUGCUGCUUUUCAAAUUGGCCAGGCUUUCAGAAAUGAGAUAUCUCCUAGGCAGGGUCUUUUAAGAGUUCGUGAAUUCACGCUAGCAGAGAUCGAACACUUCGUGGACCCUGAUAACAAAGACCAUCCAAAGUAUGCCACGGUUACCAACCUAGAGAUUCUGAUGUUCUCUAGAGACGAACAAGAAUCACAGCAGUCUGCAAAAAGACUUUGUCUUGGUGAAGCUGUUUCCAAGGGGAUUGUCAAUAAUCAAACACUUGCUUAUUUCAUCGGCAGAGUAUAUUUGUUUUUGACAAGGCUGGGUAUAGAUGAAGAACGGUUGCGGUUCAGGCAGCAUCUUUCAAAUGAGAUGGCUCAUUAUGCCGAAGAUUGUUGGGAUGCCGAAAUCAAGUGUUCUUAUGGUUGGAUUGAGUGUGUUGGGAUUGCUGAUAGGUCUACAUAUGACCUGCGUGUACACUCGGAUAAAAGUGGCAUUGCUCUUGUAGCUCGAGAGAAAUUUGCAGAACCUAAAGAAGUGGAGAAAUUAACUAUAACUCCCGUUAAGAAGGAACUCGGGCUUGCAUUCAAGGGUAACCAAAAGAUGGUGCUUGAAGCACUGGAAACGAUGAAUGAGCAUGAGGCCAUGGCAAUGAAGGCUGCAUUAGAAUCCAAAGGGGAGGUUGAAUUUCAAGUUUCCACUCUCCAAAAGACUGUUACUAUAAAGAAAAACAUGGUUUCAAUAACAAAGGAAAUCAAGAAAGAGCACCAUAGAGUUUUUACACCUUCUGUAAUUGAACCUUCCUUUGGCAUUGGUCGGAUUAUCUAUUGUCUCUUUGAACAUUGCUUCUACACGAGACCAAGCAAAGAUGGCUAUGAACUAUUAAAUGUUUUCCGGUUCCCCCCUCUUGUGGCACCGAUCAAAUGUAGUGUCUUCCCAUUGGUCCAGAAUCAGAAAUACGAGGAAGUUGCUGAACAGAUUUCCACUUCUCUGACUGCAGCCGGAAUUUUUAACGAGAAAGAUACCACGGGUACAUCAAUAGGGAAAAAAUAUGCAAGAGCAGAUGAACUUGGUGUGCCAUUUGCUAUUACUGUAGAUUCGACUUCGUCAGUGACAAUUCGUGAGAGGGAUAGUAAAGAUCAAAUCCGUUUGAAUGUGGAGGAGGUAGUAGCAGUGGUGACGGACGUAUCCCAGGGGCAGAGCACAUGGGCUGAUAUCUUAAAGAAAUACCCAGAAAGUUUCAGGCCCUGGAGACGACUAAAGACUCAGAUUUAUGGAAGACCCACUUUAUCUUUAGCUGUCUUAACCGGUUUACUGGUUAUUGAACAUUGUUAUCUUCUACAAAAACUCAAAACUAGAAAUUAGUAUACCAUAUAUAAGGGUUACCUAAUACUUAUGUAUUUUCACCAUGCUGGAAUUAAGAUCUUAAAAAGAAUGUAACUUUUACUGGUAAUCUAUCUGUUUGACAUGUUAUGCUGUCCAAA
Messenger RNA from Erigeron canadensis, 2204 nucleotides. Its product is annotated as glycine--tRNA ligase, mitochondrial 1-like. The coding region runs from base 97 to 2085 and encodes 662 amino acids. The transcript is spliced from 9 exons. Lineage: Eukaryota; Viridiplantae; Streptophyta; Magnoliopsida; Asterales; Asteraceae. Gene Ontology annotation, molecular function: glycine-tRNA ligase activity; ATP binding. Gene Ontology annotation, biological process: mitochondrial glycyl-tRNA aminoacylation. The record is from RefSeq and is a predicted model, not a curated record. Gene Ontology annotation, cellular component: cytoplasm; mitochondrion.